Molecule: messenger RNA, 588 nt
Organism: Cercopithifilaria johnstoni
Lineage: Eukaryota; Metazoa; Nematoda; Chromadorea; Rhabditida; Onchocercidae
Source: the annotation of a GenBank genome assembly
AUGGAAGAAGCACGAAUUGCAAGAAAGAGAGCACAUUAUCAACUUCGGAGAGCAUCCGCAUCAAUGAUCACGAAUAAUACCGAGUUCUUCUAUCGAAUGGCAUUCAGUGAUGUUGAGAAACGAAUUAAUGAACGUUAUGCGUUUUGUUGUCGUGAAGCCGAAAAUGUUGUAAACGGAAAUUGUGCUCAUGCAGGAAGACUGACGCGGAAAAUGGGGAAUUUGAAAUGCAUUACUGAACAUGUAUCCUUUGGUAGCAUCUGCUUGGAUAAGGAGGUGCUGAACAUGUUAGCGGGACAUCGAGGAGUUUGUCCGCGCUGGAUGGGAAAUAUACUUACAUUUACCAAUCGUGAAUAUCGUUAUCUAGCUUAUCGCUCUUUCAGCUAUUGGGUUCAUGGUAGUGAAUCAAAAGGCAAUCGAAUGGACCCACCACUUUGUGUUCUGAACAAGAUAGCUGAGAGAUAUCCAUUCGAUGAUAAAAUUUCGACUGGUUAUCCUGUGCUAUUCUUACUGUUUGGACCUUACUUCUUCGAAGAAUACGAAGAAGGCGAUGAUAUGUGGAAUUAUAUCGAUUUACAAUAUUCUCGCUGA